Molecule: messenger RNA, 1326 nt
Organism: Hansenula ciferrii
Lineage: Eukaryota; Fungi; Ascomycota; Saccharomycetes; Phaffomycetales; Wickerhamomycetaceae
Product: Muscle M-line assembly protein unc-89
Exons: 1
Coding region: 1-1326 (441 amino acids)
Source: RefSeq, a predicted model, not a curated record
AUGGGUAAACCAAAGAAUCACAAGAAAAACAAAAUACCCAUUGAAACGGUCUAUAUAGCACCACCUAAAAAUGUCCAAACUGAAGAAGUAGAAUAUGAUCCAAAGACUAGAGUUACUGAUCCAUUUGAAAAUGAUUUGGAUUUUUUGUUAACAACUACAGCUCAUACUACAGUAGAAGGUCCAUUAUCUUCAACAUCAACAAAUAUCAAAUCAAAUAAAUCAUCUUCAUUACCAAUUGAUCAAAUAGAGCAAAGCCAAGUACCUAACGAAUCAUCAAAACCAAAAGUUACCAAAAAGACUAAAAAAGAAAUCUUAAGUUUUGAUAUAAGUUUCUCAUCAGAUGAUGAUGAAAAAGAUGAUAUUGGUAAUAUGGAAAGCAUAGAUGAAGUAAUAACGACCAAUCCAUCAUUCUCUAAGAAAAGCAAUAUAAAUAGAGGUACAAAACCUAAAACUAGUGAAGAAUACCUUGCAAAAGAAUUAGGUCUUGAUUCAUCAGAUACAGAUGAUUCAUCAUCAGAUUUUGAUGCUGAUUAUGAUAGUGAUGCUGAAGAUUUUGAUCUUGUCAAUGAACUUUAUGAAAAAUUAAACAUUAAAGAUUUUAGUGAUUCUAUUAUUGGUGAAGAAUUAGAUGAAGAUGAAGAAGAGCAAAAUGGUCAAAUCAAAAACAAACCACCAAAAAAGAGAAAACCAAGGUCCAAAAAACCACGGGAAUCUAAAGAACCUAAAAAAGAUGAAAAUAAAUCGCAGACUGAUGAUAUAGAGAAGAAGAAAAGUAAUAGAAAAUCUAGAAGUGAUAGAAGACGUAUAAAGAGAGAAGCAGAACGUCAAAACAAUAAUGAAAAAUCAGAGAAUUUGAAUAAGACAGAAUCUAAACAAGGAUCAAAAGACUCGACUGAAUCUAAAAGCAAACAACAACUUUCAAAUAAAUCAAAGAAUAACAAGAAGGAUACCAAAAACCCACAAGAUAAGAAUAUUGAACCUCAUUUUAAAUCACAAGAACAAAAGCCAGAUAAACCAAAUAAACCAAGAUGGGCAAUUGCAGCAAGUAAGAAGGGUAAUUUGAAACAAAAAAAUUUUAAAAAUGAUGAAUUAAAACCAAAAGGGAAAGAAAAUAAAUCAAAUGAUAAUAAUGAUAAGCCUCACGUCUUGACAAGAUCACAAUUGAUUAAUCAAGAAUCUGGAUCUAAAAAGGAAAAAAUACCUAAUUUUGGAGAUUCUAAAAAAUCAUCAAGAUCAUCAAGAUCAAAGAAACCAAGAGAAAAAUCUGAAAAGAAAGGUUCAGAGACGGCUAAUACUAAUUCUAGUGAAGUUAAAUCCAAAGAUUGA